Messenger RNA from Dromaius novaehollandiae (emu), 2959 nucleotides. RefSeq names its product polycomb group ring finger 2 (gene PCGF2). Gene Ontology annotation, molecular function: promoter-specific chromatin binding. Gene Ontology annotation, cellular component: PRC1 complex. The coding region runs from base 155 to 1219 and encodes 354 amino acids. Gene Ontology annotation, biological process: negative regulation of transcription by RNA polymerase II. NCBI's taxonomy places the organism in Eukaryota, Metazoa, Chordata, Aves, Casuariiformes, Dromaiidae. The transcript has 9 exons. The record is from RefSeq and is a predicted model, not a curated record.
AAAAAAAAAAAGGAGGAGGAAGGGGAGAGAGGGAAAAAAAAAAAAAAGGAAAAAAAAAAAAGGAGCCAGCGAAAAAAGGGCCCCCGCCGCCGCCGCCGCCGCCGCGCCGAGCCGAGCCGCCAGCAGAGAGGCUCCGCCGCGGCUCCGCUCCAAGAUGCACAGAACCACCCGGAUAAAGAUCACGGAGCUCAACCCCCACCUCAUGUGCGCCCUGUGCGGCGGCUACUUCAUCGACGCCACCACCAUCGUGGAGUGCCUGCACUCCUUCUGCAAAACCUGCAUCGUUCGCUACCUGGAGACCAACAAGUACUGCCCCAUGUGCGACGUCCAGGUGCACAAAACCAGGCCCCUGCUCAGCAUCAGGUCAGACAAAACCCUGCAGGAUAUAGUGUACAAACUGGUCCCGGGGCUUUUCAAAGAUGAGAUGAAGCGGCGGCGCGACUUCUACGCCGCCUACCCCGUGGUGGAGGGUGAGUGCCCGGGGGGCCGCCCGCCCGCCCGCCCCGCGGCGCCGGCCUCGCCGCCCGCCCUGGCCCCCGGCACCGCGCCCCACGGCUCCGGCGAGGAGCGCGGGGAGGGGGCCGAGCGGCGCGGGGGCGGCCUGGCCGACGACGAGAUCGUCAGCUUGUCCAUCGAGUUUUACGAGGGCACGAGAGAGGAGAAGAAAGGCGCCCUGGAGAACGGCGACCUGGAGAAGGAGAAGCGCAACGGCGUGCGGUUCCUGCGCUGCCCCGCCGCCAUGACCGUCAUGCACCUGGCCAAAUUCCUCCGCAACAAGAUGGACGUGCCCAGCAAGUACAAGGUGGAGGUGCUCUACGAGGACGAGCCGCUGAAGGAGUACUACACCCUGAUGGACAUCGCCUACAUCUACCCCUGGAGGCGGAACGGGCCGCUGCCGCUGAAGUACCGGGUCCAGCCGGCCUGCAAGCGCCUCAAGCUCGCGCAGCCCCCCAACUCCGAGGGCACCAACACCAGCGGCGCCUCCGAGUGCGAGUCGGGCAGCGACAAGGCGCCCAGUCCCGGGGCACCCGCCGCCGCCGCCGCCGCCGCCGCCGCCUCGCUGCCCAGCCCCGGCACGCCGCACGGCUCGCCCGGCUCCGGCACCGCUGCCGCCAGCGGGGCCCUGCCCAACGGCACCGGCGGCCCCCCGCCACCCCCCGCCGCCCCCCGCGGCCGCAAAACGACUCUCAACGGCAGCGCGGCCUCCGCCUUGACCUAAGCGCCGCCCCCGCCCGCCCUUUUAUAUAUCUAUAUAUAUAUUAUAUAUAUACAUAUAUAUGUGUACAUAGGGAGAAAAAAAAAUUAUACAUACUUAUUUUCUAUUGAGUGAGCAGAUUAAUUUAAGAUGCAAAUAAGACACAUAAAUGUGGUUGGAUAUUUUUAAAUGUUCUUUUUUCUUCUUCUUCUUUUUAAUUAUUAUUUCUCGUUAUUUUAACUUAACGCAAGCUGCAUGCCGGAGCCGGGGGUCCCGCAGGCGCUGCCGUCUGCCCGGCUCGGUUUCUAUAAUGCUUUUCCCCCCCUUUCCCCCCCCCGCGCCGGGGCCGUGAGCAGCGGAGCCCAGAGGCCCAGGUGAGGGCCGCGCACAGGUAAGGGCCGAGCACAGCAGCCGAAGCCUCCCCGGGCGCCGCAGCUUUGCCUCGCCGCGGCUUUACCUCGCCGUGCACGUCGCUGUGUCUUUUUUUUAUUAUUAUUAUUUAUUUUGCUUCCCCUGUGUGGUUUCUGGACAGUGUCUCAGGCUCUGGCCUAGCAAAGCCUCCCCUUUAUGCACAGUAAGUAGCUGCUUUUCUUUUUUUCCCCCUCCACACUCGCAAGGUGACACUGCCCGUACGUGGGGGGGGGUGCGGCCGCACAAGCCCCCCCCGAGCGGUGCCUUCCCCUCUGCGAGGGCGGCCGGGCAGCGAUGCUGCCCUCGGGCUGGCGGGCAGGGCCGGCUCCCGCCUGCUCCGGAGGGUUUCGGCCGGUGCAGCUGGACCGUUCGGGGUGGCUGGAAGCCCCCGUGCAGGACGGCGGCUCUGCAGACGCCGUUGAACGCGCCGGAGCGCCCGUGGGGUCCCGUUCCUGCACCCGCCCCCUCCGAGCCCCCCCAGCUCGAACCCCCAUUUCGGAGCAUUUUAUUUUUCCCCAUCUCCCCCCUCUCCUGUCUCUGCAUUGCAUUUUAAAAAAAAUAAACUACAGUGCCUUUAGCCGGGAGGUUUUGGUGCGGCGAGCGCGGGAAGGUGCCGCCGGGCCGCGGGAACACGCGCGCUCCGGGCCGAGGGACCAGGUUCUGCACCGCACAAGCACAGGAGCCCGGGCGCGCGGCCCCGGGGGUCUCGUCCCCCUCCGUCGUGGGGUCGCGGGGAGGAUGGACGGCAAAAAAACAAAAUGAACAAGUAAGCAAGUGCCUGCGGAGCCCCGGCGGCAGCGCGGGCUCGCGUCGCUGCGCCCCGGGAGGGGGGACACUGCGGCGGCGGCGCGACGGCACGUGGAGAACCAAAGGAAACCGGCACGGGAAUUGUACGAACUCCAAAGGUCAGUAAACGUGGGAUGUUACUCGUUAUUUUUCUUUUUUUUUUUUUCCCCUUUUUUAAGUAGCGCAACCCCCACGAUGAACUUUGCAGGCACCUUCGCAAGCCCAGCGGGCGCCCGCGGGGGCUGCCCCGUCCGUCCCGCCGGGCUCGCAGCGCGCCGGGGGCUCCACUCGUCCCGACGCCCCUUUUCUCCUUGUAAAUAGGCCAAAACGGAGCGAGGGAGGCGGCGGAAGCGCCUCGACCCGGCAUUUGGGGGGCACUGGGGGCUGUUCUGCUUUUUGGGGUUUUUUUUCCUAUAUGGUACAAACCAAAUUGCUCUGUAUGUUUGCAUCCUGUACGACGUUUUAAUGUCCUGUAAUAUAUUCUGAUAUUCAUAUAUCGUCAUGGGUUAAACGUUUGUAUAACUACACAGCUUUGUAAAUGUAAUAAAUGCUGCGGACUGUCACGGA